This is a messenger RNA of Pseudozyma flocculosa PF-1, 1710 nucleotides long. RefSeq lists its product as uncharacterized. Gene Ontology annotation, cellular component: cytosol; nucleus. Bases 1 to 1710 code for a protein of 569 amino acids. Gene Ontology annotation, molecular function: protein serine/threonine phosphatase activity; protein binding. The transcript has 2 exons. The record is from RefSeq and is a predicted model, not a curated record. NCBI's taxonomy places the organism in Eukaryota, Fungi, Basidiomycota, Ustilaginomycetes, Ustilaginales, Ustilaginaceae.
AUGUCCGAUUCGCAGACCUCUGCGUCGCCCUCGGCGUCGUCUUCGACUGCGCCUUCGUCGCCCCUCACUGCUGCCUCGUCGAUCUCGACGGCCGACCUGGACCAGUCCCGCGCAGAUGCCUCUCUCCCCGUCGAGGAGCGCAGGAAGCGCGCGCAGGCGCUCAAGGACGAGGGCAACAGGCUCUUCCUCUCGUCGAGCUUCGAGGACGCCAAGGUCAAGUACGGCGAGAGCAUCGCCCUCGACCCCACCGUCCCCGCCGUCUACAGCAACCGCGCCGCCUGCGAGCUCAAGCUCGAGCAGCACGGCCUCGCGAUAGAGGACGCGACAAAGGCCAUCCAGCUCGAUCCCAAGUUCUCCAAGGCAUACUACCGCCGCGCCCGCGGCUACCUCAGCAUCCUCGAUCCAAAGUCGGCGCUCCCGGACCUCAAGAUGCUCCGCAGCCUCGAGCCCAGGAACCCGGACGUCAAGGCGCAGCUCGAGGCCACCGUCAAGCUCAUCCGCCGCCUCGAGUUUGAAAAGGCCAUCAAGGCGGCCGAGGGCGUCAAGCCCUCGCAGACCGUCGAGGACCACCUGCGCGAGGGCACCGGCGGCUGCAGCCUGCCCGACACCUACGACGGCCCCCGCCUCUCCGACGGCGACGACGACGCCACCCGCCACCUCGGCAAGAUCGACGCCGGCUUCAUCGACGCCAUGCUCGAGUUUUUCAAAAAGGGCGGGCGGCUGCCGCUGCGCGUGGCGUGGCAGAUUAUCCUGGGCGCGCUCCGCCAGAUGCAGCGCGAGCCGCCGCUGGUCGACUACGAGGUGCCCGUGGGCCAGACGAUCGACGUCGUCGGCGACACCCACGGCCAGUUCUACGACUUCCUCCACCUCCUCUCGCUGACGGGCCGGCCCUCGGCCCACCACGCCAUCCUCUUCAACGGCGACUUUGUCGACCGCGGCUCGUGGUCGGUCGAGAUCGCCCUGACCAUCUUUGCCUACAAGUGGCUCUACCCGGCCACGACGCUCGUCAACCGCGGCAACCACGAGACCAACGACAUGAACAAGGUGUACGGCUUCGAGGGCGAGUGCAAGGCCAAGUUUGGCGGCGACAUGACGUUCAAGCUGUUUACCGAGGCCUUUGUGGCGCUGCCCCUGGCCACGCUCAUCACGGCGCCCUCGAAGCCGCUGCAGGGCGACGAGCUGCCCUACCGCGCCUCGCUCGCCCAGCGCUCGCCCAUCCUCGACCACGAGCGCGGGCUGAAGCGCUUCUUUGUCGUCCACGGCGGCCUGUUUUCCAAGGACGGCGUCACGCUCGACGACAUCCGCGCCAUCGACCGUUUCCGCAUCGGCCAGCCGGGCCAGGAGGGGCUGAUGAUGGAGCUGCUGUGGAGCGACCCACAGGCGGCUCGGGGGCGCGGGCCCUCGAAGCGGGGCGUCGGCCUGGGCUUUGGGCCCGACAUUACGCGGGCGUGGUGCGAGCUCAACGGCGUCACGGCCGUGCUGCGCAGCCACGAGGUGCGCCACGGCGGCUAUGCCGAGGAGCACGACGGCCUCUGCUGCACCGUCUUUUCCGCGCCAAACUACUGCGACUCGACGGGCAACAAGGGCGCCUAUGCGCGCAUCGACGAACGCGGCACCAUCGAGUGGACGACGUUUGAGGCGCAGCCGCACCCGGACAUCAAGCCGAUGGCCUACGCCGGCGGCGCCAUGGGCGGCAUGCUCCGCGCCUGA